AUUUAAAAGUAUGCUCGCGUAAUUUUUCAUAAGAAAACAAGUUGGUGGUGUUAGAGUGGUUUUGAAUUAAUUAACUUUUACCUACUGUGUCAUUAGUGUGCUCAUGAAAAAUGGCAACAAGAAGGUCUCCGCUUUGGAAUUAUUUUGAGAUAGAUAAAGAAGAAGCUAAAUACGCUAUUUGUUUAAUCUGCAAAUUAAAAGUUUCACGUGGUGGAGAGGGAAAGAAAGCUGGAACCUCGUGCAUGAAAAACCACUUGAAAGCCAAGCAUUCUGAUAAGUUUAGCGAAAUUUAUGGUGGUUCGUCUUCAGAUGUCGGAACUGCUAUUUCUACGAGCUCAACUGCAAGUACAUGUGCCGCGGCCUCUCAACCGUCCUUGCAAAAACAAUUAACUUUAGCUGAAACUGUUGAGCGAAAACAAUAUUGGGGGAUAAAUGAUUCGAAGUCGAAGGAAUUUCACUAUUUGAUAGGCGAAAUGAUCGCGUUGGAUAACGAACCACUAUCCAUUGUUGACCGAGUUGGAUUUAAUAGACUCAUGCAGAAAGCGCUGCCUAGAUAUAAGUUGCCCAGUCGCACUUAUAUGACUGAAAAAAUAAUACCGGACAUAUACGAACGAAUUACCAAAAAAAUUAUGGAAAAUAUUUUAAACGCUGCAGUGGUUUCCAUUACGUCAGAUAUAUGGACUUGUGACCAAAAUAAUGAAAGUUUUUUGAGCUUCACCGCCCAUUGGAUAUCUCCAGAUUUCAAACUGGAACAUGGCGUUUUGGCAAUGAAGCCCUUUUCAGGGUCUCACACCGGAGAAAACAUAGCUAACGAACUUAACAUUAUCGCUGCACGUUGGAAUAUCCCGUUAAAUAAAAUACACGUUAUUGUACAUGAUAGUGGGGCUAACAUGAUAAAAGGAGUUCAAGUGGCUGAAUACGAUUCAGCUCGGUGUUUUAUUCACUCUCUCCAGCGGGUCAUUACCGAAUCACUUAAAACUCAACCUGAUUUAAUAGAGAUGCUGAAUGCCUCAAGACGAAUCGUAACUCAUUUCAAUCAUUCAGGAUUAGCACAAGAAAAACUGAAGGCAAUUCAAACAGAGUUGAAGUUACCAGAACAUCGGUUGGUGCAAGAUAUCAGUACACGUUGGAACUCGACGUACUAUUUACAAGAGCGGCUGCUAGAACAGAAACGCGCUAUUUCUUUGUAUAUAGCCGACCACAAUAAACUUAGCAACUUGACUCCUCAGCAAUGGAGUUUAAUGGAGCAAUGCAUCAUUCUCCUCAAACCGUUCGAGGAAAUAACGAAGAUCACGAGCUCAGGUUUGUCAUGCAUUUCAGAAGUUAUACCUCAUGUGGCGGUUUUGAUGAGGUACAUUCAAAAAGAAGAAACUUCACGCAAAGUCCCUAACUUAUUACAAUUUCUAACGUCCCUGAAAACUCAAUUGCAACAACGCUUCGAACAUCUUGAUGAAAAUCCAAAGUAUUUCCUGGCUACAUUAUUGGACCCCAGGUUCAAGACCAAUUUUUUUGGGGUAAUACAAGCAGAAAAGGCUCGCCAAAGACUCUUAUUGGAGAGUCUAAAACUAUGUUGCAGUGAAGAGGAUUCAGUCAGCAGUGAAGGCGAUUCACCUCCAAUGAAGAAAAGAGCAGGCUAUGGCAUGGGUAUUCAUGAAACAUUUUGGGACUGCUUUAAUGAAGUUGCCAAAGAUCAGACUGAAGACUCUGGUAAAAGUGCUAUAGCCAAUCAACUUGACUUUUACUUAAAGAUGGUUCGUCUUGAUCGACAAAGUAACCCUUACGCAUGGUGGGCAGCAAACGCCAAACAAUUCCCGAUUUUGGUUAAAUUUGCCCAAAUAUAUCUCUCUUCUCCAUCUAGCAGUGUAUACAGUGAGAGACUGUUUUCAGAGGCCGGGCUUAUAUAUGAAAACAAGAGGAAUCGUUUGCUUCCUAAAAAUGCAGAAAAUCUUGUUUUUAUAAAUCACAAUUUACCUUUAGUGGAUUUUCAAUACUAA
Molecule: messenger RNA, 1994 nt
Organism: Diatraea saccharalis (sugarcane borer)
Lineage: Eukaryota; Metazoa; Arthropoda; Insecta; Lepidoptera; Crambidae
Source: the annotation of a GenBank genome assembly